Pocillopora meandrina is the source of this 1272-nucleotide messenger RNA. Lineage: Eukaryota; Metazoa; Cnidaria; Anthozoa; Scleractinia; Pocilloporidae. The record is from the annotation of a GenBank genome assembly.
AUGGUAGGGUGUUCUGCAGUGGUCAAAAGGUUACCUGCACAUUUGCAAACUGUUCAUGGUUUCAGUCCAAAGUCAUCAAAGUACAAGGCCUUGUUAAGUAAAGCUCUUCCACAACCCAAAAGGCCCUAUUCAGUUCAGAUGAUUGAAAAGAGAGCUGCUGCUAUCAAGAGAAUUGAAACUGAACCACCUAUGCCUGAUAUACCUGUAGUGGAUACUGUGAGAAAUGAUGAAGAUGAAGAAAUGGACUUGGAAGAUUUUGAACAAACUGAGACUUCAACCACAUGUGAUGUGAUUUUAAUUGAAGAUGAUGUGGAUAGCAGCAAGAGUCCUGACCCUGAAGUGUUAGUCAUGCUUGCCAAUUGGUUACAAUCGCCGGAUGGAGGUAAAAAAGAUGAGAAAACAGCAAAACAACAUGUGUCACAGAUAAAAAACAUUUUAUCUCUGAUUGAUGCUGAAAGAAGGGUAAUGUCGCUUUUCGAUUGCUCCCUACUGAAUGACAAAUUCGUAAAGUAUGCGGAACAGAAGUACGUCCCUCAAACAAUCAAAUCGUACUUCAUGAGCCUGCGUCAUUUCUACAACUAUGUUUUAGCAGAAAAGCCAGUAAUUGAUGCCACAACCGAGCUGGUUACUCAGAUGAUAGAAAAGGUAAAGAGAUGGUCUUCUUCCUACAAGAGAUCUAGCCAGAAAAGAAAGUGGGAAAAGAUGGAAGAAGACAGGGUUGAACUUGUUACACCUGAAAAAAUCCAGCAGUUUGAAAGAAGUCAGACUGGCAGGGAUGCUGUCAUUUUGCUGGGAAAAUUGAGUGGAGCACACAGUAUUGAGAUCACCCAAAGUCACUAUACUCUUCUGAGGGACUUUCUUCUCGUGCAAAUUUCGAUCGACAAUGCAAACCGGGCAGGAGUGCUGUCAAACAUGACUGUGAAAGAAUUUGAACGCGGUUACAAAGAAGAUGACAGAUUCAUCAUGAAUGUUAUGAAACAUAAAACAUUUCAUGUCCACGGCCCAGCGCAAGUCAUUCUUACUAGCAAUCUGCAAAACUGGAUCAGUAUCUUUAUAAAACAAGUGAGAUCAAAGCUGCCAUAUAUUACAGCAGAGAAAGAACAACCAUUGUUCCCAUCUUGGAAUGGAAAGAAAUUGGAAUCAGGCCAAAUUAGCAAAGCUAUUCAGUCCGUUUGGAAAAAGGCUGGAAUUGCAGGACCAAUCCACAGCACACUCUUCAGAAAAAGGUGCAGUAACAGUGUGUCACAGCAGCCAGAAGGAAAUGACCAGUGA